Messenger RNA from Ananas comosus (pineapple), 569 nucleotides. RefSeq names its product 60S ribosomal protein L29-1-like. Gene Ontology annotation, biological process: cytoplasmic translation. The coding region runs from base 160 to 348 and encodes 62 amino acids. The record is from RefSeq and is a predicted model, not a curated record. Gene Ontology annotation, molecular function: structural constituent of ribosome. Gene Ontology annotation, cellular component: cytosolic large ribosomal subunit; ribosome. NCBI's taxonomy places the organism in Eukaryota, Viridiplantae, Streptophyta, Magnoliopsida, Poales, Bromeliaceae. The transcript is spliced from 3 exons.
GAGGAAUGAGGGUAUUAUAGUCAUUUCACUUUCUAGGGUUUCCGUAAGAGCCGAACUUAAUCAUCGCAUCUCUUCUUCAAACCUCUCCUCCGCAACGCCGAAGCCGCCACCAAACCCUCGUUCUACAGAGAUCUCUCCAUCAUCUCAGAGAGUGGGGAGAUGGCGAAGUCGAAGAACCACACGGCGCACAACCAGUCCUACAAAGCCCACAAGAACGGCAUCAAGAAGCCCAAGGGGCAUCGCCAAACCUCCACCAAAGGGAUGGACCCGAAGUUUCUUAGGAACCAGAGGUACGCGAGGAAGCACAACAAGAAGGCCGGAGAGUCGGGAAGCGAGGGAGAGGAGUAGAGAAAAACUCCUACUAUGAAAUUUCUGUCGUUCUCCUGAACUAGGGUUUUGAUCCUUUUUAGUAACUUGAUUGCUUUUGUUAGCUUAUUCGCAACGGAUCUGAAUAUGUUUUGGAUUGAUCUCUAUGCCUAAUUUCAGUUGAAUUGUUUUAUGAAAAUUGCGACUCGUGAUGUUUUGAGUUAACUAUGAUGCAGUUUUAUGGAUUUCCUUGUUUUGUCACA